Homarus americanus (American lobster) is the source of this 921-nucleotide messenger RNA. RefSeq lists its product as uncharacterized. Lineage: Eukaryota; Metazoa; Arthropoda; Malacostraca; Decapoda; Nephropidae. The transcript is spliced from 4 exons. The record is from RefSeq and is a predicted model, not a curated record. Bases 123 to 737 code for a protein of 204 amino acids.
GUGUUGUUCGCAGCGUCCACAACCCGUCUACUUUCCUUGUUCCCCAGUGAGUACAGUGCCACCACCACCUCUCACUACACCAAGAACAGUAUUACAACACAUACUAAAUAACGUUGACCAACAUGAUGCUGUGGCUGCUGUUGUCGUGUGUGCUGGGCCUCUCCAUCACUGCUGCUCACGACUACAGGAUGUGUUAUAGCAUAGGGCAGGGGGAUACGUUAUGCCUGCCGGUCAUGAUAAACAUGGAAGCCCAGACCAUCAAGUACAAUGUGUCCGCCAACGAUGUCUUUGAGGAAGUGUCGACACUUGAAGACUACAAACAUGGAAUAGCUGUAUCGCGAGUGGAAGCGGAGGAAAGGUGUUACGUGCGCCGCCUGGUUGUCAGUAUGGAGGAAGCAGUGAGUUUCCUCAAAAGUCAUGAAAACGAAACUCAGACGAUAAACUCCACCAUCGACACAGAGAGCAUACCUAUCAACGACCCCAAUUAUUUGAUUGGAGAAACUCUUACAAAUUUUUGCGGGGAUUUCCCUGUAUACAUAAUGAAGAAGAAACCCCAGAAAGGAGAAGAGGGCGAGGAGGAGGACGAAGAAAACGAGAUGGAAGAGGAAGAUAGGAAGCGGCAGGUGUCCGUAACCUUCACAAAAUGCAUUCUUUGUGUUAUCUUUCUGAAGUGUUGGACAACGGUCAUCACCGUCCCUACUGGUUCCACCAUCAUAUUCCCUUGGUUCUUUGGUUAACAACUUGACACGUCACCUCCCCUGAUCUACACCUGCCUUUGCCCUACGGCUCUGUGUUUCAAAUGUCCUCUGUAGAGAAAGUGAAGCAUGUGAGUUAAUUUUUCUGAAUAUCCAUAAUAAGAAUGAUAUUUAUGUGCCUCGGUGACGCACACUCGCGUAUUCUGUAUUAAAGCACUGCAUAAAA